Rhinichthys klamathensis goyatoka is the source of this 2016-nucleotide messenger RNA. It is a transcript of the gene map6a, whose product is annotated as microtubule-associated protein 6a. Lineage: Eukaryota; Metazoa; Chordata; Actinopteri; Cypriniformes; Leuciscidae. The transcript is spliced from 6 exons. Bases 265 to 1638 code for a protein of 457 amino acids. Gene Ontology annotation, biological process: cytoskeleton-dependent intracellular transport; regulation of microtubule cytoskeleton organization; microtubule cytoskeleton organization. Gene Ontology annotation, cellular component: microtubule; Golgi-associated vesicle; cis-Golgi network. Gene Ontology annotation, molecular function: microtubule binding; calmodulin binding. The record is from RefSeq and is a predicted model, not a curated record.
UAUUGUAUGCAUACAGACGGAGCUAAACCAGAAUAUUCCACAAAUUAAACCCCUCAAGAACCCGUAAUGCAUCUUUUAAAGUGGAUUUGUGUCCUGUCAUCUUUGACAACAUCGUUUUAAGGGGGGGAAAACAUUGCGAAUCGGACAUUUUGAGUAUUUCCUGAGAGGCUCGCGAGCGCGUUUAAUUCCACAAACUGAAUACAAAACAGCUUCGGGGAAAGGAAGAGAUUGGUAUAACAGAAGGUAAGACGUUGGCAAACCAUCAUGGCAUGGCCCUGUAUCUCCAGAGCCUGCUGUAUGGCUCGGUUCUGGAACCAACUGGACAAGGCCGACAUUGCGGUGCCGUUGGUUUUCACCAAGUACUCGGACGUGUCCGAAAUGCAGCAUCUUCACCUGCAGCAGAAGGUCGCCAUAGAAACGCAACCGCUUCACAACGACCACGACGCGGUGACCAAAGGACCUCCAGCCCAUGAAGAGAACAUCAGCGGAUCUGUGAUGCGCCAGGACUUUAAACACUGGAAAGUUCGUCCGGAGCCCAGCUGCAAGCCCAAGAACGACUAUCAUGGCCCUGAGGUCCCUUUUAACAACGAGACCCAGUAUCAGAAGGACUACAAACCCUGGCCUAUCCCAAAGAAGGGAGAUCAUCCUUGGAUCCCCAAACCCUCUCCGACCAUCUCAGUGGGCCCUGACCGCAUCCCUGACAGAUCCAAGCACACCAAGACAGAUAUGAUCGACAGUGGGGUGGAAAAGAGUCAGAUUGCAGACAAGGUGCAAGAGAAGGAGAUACUGUCUAGUGGAAGGAAAAAGAAGCAAGCCAAGAAAGUGACCAUGGUUUCUGAAAUCAAAGCUGACAUGAAGUUGGAAGGGCAAGGCAUGGGGGAUGCUACCACUACAGAGGGAAAAGGGAGGGCAGAUGUGGAUGCCCUCAACCGGCAGAUCAAACAAGAAGUCACCUCUGGCAGCUCCUACAGGAACGAGUUCAAAGCCUACGCAGAUGUGAAAUCUGUGAAGGUCUUCAGGGCCCAGUCUCAGUAUAAGCCUCCCGAUGAGAGGGCUAAUCUGGAGACCAGCUACAGCGCCACCUACAGGGGCUGCCAGGGCAGUCAGCAGCCAGAUGACAACAAGGGUCUGGAUAGGAGGAGGAUUCGCACACUGUACCAUGAACCUUACAGAGAGAGCAGCAAGGUAGAGAAAACCACUCGCUCCAAACCGAAAAAGAGCACCUCCACAUCUGCCACACCUGGCAAACCUCUGAAGAAGUCCAAGGAGAAGCAGGCGACGUCGGUGCGCGGUUCGAAGAAGAAGAGCUCCGAGAACCAGCCGGGGAGCAGAGCGGCGCAGGGCGACAAGGAGAAAAGUAAAGAGAUCAACAACAAACUGGCUGAGGCGAAAGAGGUUAUGCUAAAACAGUACCACUACAUUCAGCUCUUUCAGCCCAUCCGAGAUAUUGGUUGGGUGCAGACACUAAAGCAACACCUGUGGCGCUGUGCACUGCCCGACCCAAGAGAAUCUGAGUCUGGCCUCGGACGAGUCAGCGAUUAUUAUUCCGAGGGUACCUCUGGAGGAGAACCACUGGUGGAACGAUCAGAACCACGGAGUCGGGGAGUAGUCCGGUUCGCUCCGGAUGUCAAGUACUGAUACAAAGCACACGAGUGAGAGGAAGGCAGGCAGCUAUGGACAGAACAAUGAAAUAAUGAGAAAUAUUUUAGGAAGUAUUUUUGCAGAUAGAGAGACAUGUGGAAUUAAAGUACUGUAUGUAUAUAUUGUAUGUUAUAGAUUAAGACUAAAUUAUGAGCUUCCCAAUGAGAAACACAUGAACAUAUAGUACCUGCGCUCCCAGACUGUUUGCAACAACUGAAAUGGUGCUAUAAAUGUAUUUUGUUUCAUGCUCUUUCUCAAAACAUAUACAGUGUUGCCAUUAUGAUCAUUUAGAGUAGCAAAUAUCAACUGUCAUUAAGUGCUUCCUUAUAGUAACAUACUGUUUGAGAGUCUAAUAAAUGUGAUGAGUUUAUCUGA